Messenger RNA from Phytomonas sp. Hart1, 1794 nucleotides. NCBI's taxonomy places the organism in Eukaryota, Euglenozoa, Kinetoplastea, Trypanosomatida, Trypanosomatidae. The record is from the annotation of a GenBank genome assembly.
AUGUCUCAGACAACCAAUUCAACUUUAGAAGCAAUCCUCUUCGAGAAGGCAAAGGCUUACUUGAUGCGUGCAAAUAAAGAUGGCGUCAGUGUUUACGAUCAGCUUGUUCGUAUAAUGGAGUUAUUAUUGGAUGAGAACCCGGAAGAUGCGGCACACAACCCAGAAAAGUUUGAAAGCGUUUUACGUCUAAUUCAAAAGCAUGCAUUUCUUCUUGGAGAAAGCACUGAUUCGCGCAACGAGCCUGAAUCAAUUUCCCCGAUUGAGCUAAAGUAUUUGCGAGAAAACAAAGCUCUUUUUCAGCGGCCGGAACCUGUGGUGCACACCACUAUUGAGCAACCCGACCCUUGUACAACCAUUACCACUACUAAAGUGACCCCACUAACCGCGCCUUCAUGUGAUUCAAUAACACAGCAAAACAAGUUCUGGUGUGAGGCUGGAUACGGAAUCACCGAGGAAGAAGCUUUCUUUUUUGAACGUUCUAUCACAAAGCUUGCCAUGGAUAAAGGUCUGACGGAGGUUCGCUUUGUUGGUAAAAUAUUCGGUCGAUACGCAAAUUACGUGGUGAUCUCCAGUCGCCGCUAUGUUCGACCCAACGAAAAGAUUUUUCAAGAGAUCAAUACCAUGCCAAAGCCGCUGCGCAAAAAGGCAGAGGUCAUGGUGCAACCCGAGCCCGGUUUCGUAGGGACGAAUCGGCUGUCCUACUGGGUUGCCUCACGCCCCUCAAGUGGCUGGGUGCUCCUUCCCGACGUCACACCACAGCAAAUUAACGCCGCACGACGGGUUAACAGCCGUUUUACCGGGAACUUAGACGCAGAUGUGGUUGGGUGUGCGCCGUUUCCGUGGAAGGAAUCGAUAUAUCUUCGCGCACAGUUAUCGAGAAUUGUAAGUGGAACUUUUAUCUCACCUGUCGGCGCGCUUGAGAGACCUGAAGACGAAUCAGAGGACUUUGAAAGUCAAGAAUACGGUGACGAUGAUGAGCAACCCUCACAUGCACAGCCAAAGGAAGCAAAAUAUCGCCCACUCACUAUCCCAGCCCCAGGAUAUGGUGAAGAUGAAAUUGAUGUUGCUCAGCUUGCUUCGCUAAACCAGUGGGUGCAUUCGGACAACAUGAUUUUAAAUAACGGACGCCAAACAAAAGUACCAGAGAAACAAGAAACUGAGGACGAGGAACAGGAAGAAACCAAAGAUGUUCAAGAUGAUGAGUCUGAUGAAGAAGAGGAAGCACAAGAGGAAAUUGAAGAAGAGGAGGAACCCGAACUGUUUAACCCUAUCAAAUCAGAUUACUUACAUGCAGUUAUUAACAUUCCGCAGCCCCCCCCGGAUCUUGAUGAUGAGGAGAGAGAUGAUGAAUCGGAUAUACAGGAAGGUAUGGAAGAUGAAAAAGAGGAGGAACAGGAGGACAACGUACCGCUAAAACCUCAGAAUGAUGAUGAUGUCCCUGACGAUGACGUCACCAAACUAAAAGUGGCUGCGUGGAAGGUACGUAUCGUGAACAACACAAAUAAGGAGCACCGUAUCGUGGCAAUGCAUUCCUUGAGAUGGCCUGGUGCUUUCGCGUAUGCUGGAAGCAAUGGCAAGCGUUGGGGUUGUGCAUACUUCGGAUCAGGCCUUAAAAAGAUGGACUACGUCUUUACACCGCCACAGGCACCUCAAAUUUUGUCUGAGUGCUCGGACCUGGUGGAAGCAAUGGACCCAACCGCGACAGUAGAAAAGCUUGUUCGUCGCGGAGAAGGGCCGCCAGAGGCGGAUAGCGAGGAUGAGAUGGAGGAAGCUGAUGAUGUUGGUGCCAUGUAA